Penaeus vannamei (Pacific white shrimp) is the source of this 1309-nucleotide messenger RNA. NCBI's taxonomy places the organism in Eukaryota, Metazoa, Arthropoda, Malacostraca, Decapoda, Penaeidae. The record is from RefSeq and is a predicted model, not a curated record.
AGUGCACAUCCGGCCGUGAUCCCGAACGCACGCGGUCCUCUUCGUUGAAAAGUUUACUAUAGGACUUUUUUUUAACUGUGAAUUUCUCGGCAGUAAAAGCGGAAGAGUGAAAUAAUGAGGCAGAUCUGGGCCACUCACGCAGGCACGGUCGCGACCCUCAUCCUCAUAGGUGGGGCGUGCUUCCUCUACCUACAAGGACCCCGCAUCGGUGACUCGUCUGCUGUGCGUAGGAUGGAGGAACCUAAAGAAUCCUUCACCUCUAGAUUGGACGAACUGGAGCAGAGAAUCAGAGUAGCCUACAACUACAUCUUCCUCCUGUACUGUGACUCGGAGAAGAGAGUCCUUCCAAACGGGGGCUACUGUCUCAAUGAACAAGAUAUCCUGGAUCGGUGGAACUCAAUCUGGGACGGAGAGAUGUGCGCCUCGCUGGAAAAGCUCUUUGGCGGAUCAUCUGUUCUGGACAUGGGUGCGGGAAGGGCCCACUACGGCCGGUGUUUCCUCCGGGUGAAGGAUAACAUCAUCAGAACAAAGAACAAAAAGGAAGUCGAGCGAAUGAACCGUAUGUACAAUGAGCAGAUGCAGAAAGGGGGUCUUCUGGAUAAGCCGCAGGUGGUGAAGUCUUGGACAGGCUACGACGGCGCCCUGAACAUCGACGACAUCACGGGCGGCUUCGUUCGCUACGCCGACCUCUCCCAGCCGGUCCACCUCGGCGAGAGAUACGACUGGGUGAUGAGCCUCGAGGUCGGCGAGCACAUUCCCAAGAAGUAUGAGGCGCAUUACGUGGACAACCUGGUCAGGCACGCUUGUAAAGGCAUCGUUAUAAGCUGGGCUGUGAUUGGUCAGGCAGGCCACCACCACAUCAACAACCAACCAAUGACGUACGUUCAAGAUCUGUUUGAAUCUCGCGGGCUUUUGGUCGACGAGAAGGCGCAGGAACAGCUGAGGGAGAAUUCCGAACUGCGCCAUUACAAACACGUUUUUGUUUUUAGAGUCCCACGUGAAAGAACUUGCUGAUGGCGAUGAGGAAUGCGUCUUUAAAUGAUGGUGAUGGAUGGUGUGUAUAUAAAUGUCGGUGGUUCUUAGAUUUCAGCACCCGACCAAUGACGUAAGUUCAGGAUCUGUUUGAAUCUCGCGGGCUUUUGGUCGACGAGAAAGCCCGCGAAAGCCUGUCGUUAUAUGAUGGUCAAGGAUGGUGUGUAUAUAAAUGCCAAUGGUUCUUAGAUUUUAUUGAAUGAAUGGAUUGGUUUUCUACACAGUAUUGUAUUUAUUUCGUGGGCUUUACCAUAAUAAAGAAAUGAAUUGACUUUGU